UUUGCCAACUGGACAUGACGAGCGCGUCCUUUCUCGCUGGGGCGCGUUUCCUCUGCAAUUAAACGCUUAUUUGCAAAACGAUUGCCCAACCGACCUCUAUUUGUUUUGCCAGCGUUUGUCGAACCGAGCCCCUGGAAAAUAUGGGAAAACCGGCAGGAGUAAAUCGGCCUCCAAUUGGCCAACAUCGUUCCAGAAAACCCAACUCUGGGAAGACGCCGACGCCCCUGAAGCUGAUUUCGGCCAGAAUGGUACUGCUGAAGCGACCAUGGCUCUAGACACGCGCGGAUCGGAGAUCGUCGAGUUCUACAAGGGGAAACACGUCUUCAUCACAGGAGCGACCGGCUUCAUCGGUAAGCUCCUCGUCGAGCAACUGCUGAGGAAAUGCGAGCCGGAGAUGCUCUACUUGCUCAUCAGGUCCAAAAAGGGCUCAGAUCCACAACAGCGACUCCAGGAGAUGUUCAAACUACCAUUGUUUGAGAGACUCAAGAAAGAAAAGACUGAUUAUCUCGAUCACAUAACAAUCGUGGACGGUGAUUCUUCAAAGCCUGAACUCGGUUUGAGUAAUGAAUCAAUCGCACUGCUUAAAGAAAAAAUUGAAGUUGUGUUACACGGAGCAGCCACCGUACGAUUCAACGAACACAUUAAAAUCGCUACAAACAUCAACGUCCUCGGAACCAAAACGGUAGCUCUUCUGUGCCAGCAGAUGAGAAACCUCAAAGCUUUUAUCCAUGUUUCAACGGCGUUUGCUAAUUGUCCGAAUAAAGAGAUCGAGGAGGAGUUUUACACGCCGCCCAUCACUGCCGACAAUCUGAUCAAGCUCACUGAGUGUCUGAAAGAAAGUCAGCUGGAGAGCAUCACUGAAUACAUUUUGGAGAGUUGGCCCAAUACAUAUUCAUUCACAAAAGCAGUCGCUGAAGAUGCGGUGAAAACAUUUGGAAAAGGACUUCCAGCAGCAGUUUUCAGACCUGCUAUAAUUACAAAUACGAGAUCUGAACCAAUGGGAGGAUGGAUUGACAACCUUUAUGGACCUGUCGGCCUCGCAAUGGGUAUCGGAACCGGUUUGAUUAGGGUUUUCAACGCUGAUAUUAAUGCUGUCGGUGCUAUGGUCCCUGCUGACAUGACUGUCAACGCCAUUUUGGCCGCUGCAUACAAGACAAGCCUGAUGGGGCCUACGAGAGAAAUGCCAGUGUACAAUUUCGUACCACCAGCUGACAACAAUUUAACGUGGGGUCAGUUCAUGGACAACUGCUUGAAAUACGGUCAGGACUUACCGCCGUCCAAAGGUGUCUGGUACUAUUCGAUUACUCUCUGCAAGAACCUAUACGUUUUCAACUUCCUCUUAUUUUUUCUUCACUUUCUCCCUGCAAUUAUCAUCGAUUUAAUGUUACUUUUAGUCAAUAAAAAGCCACAGGCGGUCAAGAUUUACCAGAAAAUCAGUACGUUUGGAAAAGCGAUAAGCUACUUCAGCCUCAGGACGUGGAAAUUUCACGAUAACAACAUCCAGGCUCUGUGGUCAGGCAUGAACAAAAAGGACAAAGAGCUUUUUGACUUUGACAUGCGCAGCUUAGACUGGGACGCUUAUAUCAAAAUUUUUGCAUUCGGUCUGAGGGUGUACCUUCUCAAAGACCCUAUCGAAACCAUCCCUUACGCUAAAAAGAGAAUCUUCUGCUUGUACAUCAUCCACAGGGCAUUCCAGGCGUUGUGUUUGUGUUUAUUCACUUGCGUGCUGUGGUCGUCUUAUUCAUUUGCCAUGAAAAUUUUAGCUUGAACAUUUAUAAAGUUAAGAAAUUUGAAAUUAGUGACUUUUUUUGUAGAGAUAUUUUAUUUAUGCAGAAAAUAGUUCAUACCGAGAUGUGAGCUAGUCAUAUACAGCAGUGAUGCAUAUUUUUUUUAUCGCUCCAUUGAGAAAAAGAAAAUAGUUUUAUUUUACCAAAAGACAUUUUAAUUUGUAUUAUAUGACAAGAUUUUAGGAUUUUUGUAAACACACUCGGAUUACGUGCUCUGUAUGAUAUUUGUGAUUUUAAUUUAGACAAAGUCUGUGUUGUAUUUAUAAUUUAUUGCUUUUUUUAAUUAAAAUAUUUGUAGUUAGGUUAGUAUAAUUUCUACUUUACAAAAGUUCCACAAAGCGUUUAGUUGGACAGUUUUGUUGUAUUACAAAUUUUAUAUCUGACAAAAAAAAGAGUUUAAACUAACAAGUGUUUAACUUUAUUUUAAACGUAAUUGAGUUUUUUUAUAUAAAUUUUCAACUAAUUGUACAUACCUGAUAAACAAAUGUGUUAAAAUUAUAAUAUUGCCACUUUA
This is a messenger RNA of Cimex lectularius (bed bug), 2301 nucleotides long. Its product is annotated as fatty acyl-CoA reductase wat-like. The record is from RefSeq and is a predicted model, not a curated record. Gene Ontology annotation, biological process: long-chain fatty-acyl-CoA metabolic process. Gene Ontology annotation, molecular function: alcohol-forming very long-chain fatty acyl-CoA reductase (NADP+) activity. Gene Ontology annotation, cellular component: peroxisome. Lineage: Eukaryota; Metazoa; Arthropoda; Insecta; Hemiptera; Cimicidae. The transcript is spliced from 9 exons. Bases 266 to 1768 code for a protein of 500 amino acids.